GAAUAUUAAAAAAAUAAUAAGAUUUGUUAAAAUGCCGAACUAGUGUCAUGGCUAUUUUCGAAGCAUCAAAUAGUAAUGGGAAGAUACGUGUUUAUAGUGUACAAAAACGUACAUUUUAAAAGAUAAAUGUAAAGCAUUUGUCGUAUAUACAAAAUUUAAAUAUUUAAAACAGCUCCUUAACUUUAAAUCAGAGUUAUUAGCUAAAUUUAUUUAUUAUAAAAGUAUGUAACCUAUACUAUAAACAAAGAAUAUUACUCAAUAUUAAUUUUUGAAGAGCACAUGCUUUCUUUGAGCAAGUUUGAUUUCAACAAUAAGGAUAAUUUAAUAUUCAUUCAUAGUUUGAAUUUUCAAUAUAUAGGUUAUAACUCAAAGGACAAGAUUUUAUUCUAGUACCGUAUCAUAAUAUGCGACGAGGAAAACCUCCCCAACAAUUAUACAGACCAGGAAGUGGCCCAUUAAAAAAAUCAAGUACAAUAGAAGAAUCUGAUUCAGAUACAAAUAUUUUUAAUUCAAGACAUAAACAAGAGGAAAAUACUCGGAGAGAUAAUUCUAAAUUUCAUAGCGAAAGUAGUUCACCAAGAGAAAGAAUUAAAGAUAUUGAUAGAGCUAUUACACAAUUGGGGGAUAUUUCUCUCAAUAAUGAUGUAACGAGACGUCCAAAAAAACCUGAUCAGGAACGUUACGUGCCUAGACCCCUUGCUCAAUCUAGAGAAUUAAAUUCUUCACAAGACAUGACAAGCCGUAACACAUUUGCUCAUAUUAAUGGUACAAAUAGCGGUGAUAGAGGGGGGCAUAAAAGGACACCGUUUAUAGAGCGACACCAAGCUGAUCAGAAAAAUGAUUGGAGGGAAGAAGCAGCUAGACAAAGGCAACAAGUAGAUACCAGAGGGAUGAAUAAUGGACCAAACAACUCUAAUUGGAAUCGAACACGGGAUACCCGAAGCGUGGAACCUUCUGGACAACCAAAUCGUAAUUACAAUACUGAGAAGGUUCAAUCAAAGCCUCCCAGCGGUAGACGUCAUAGCACAGUUGAGGUAGAAAUGGAGAAACGCUAUAAUAGCUUACCUCCAAGGCUUAAGAAAAAAAUGUUGGAAGAAUGUGGGAUUCAACCACCGCCAGUAGUAGAAGAGAACAGUUGGGAUGGAAGCAGCGUCACUUUCCAGAAAAACACAAAUUUUUCUCAUCCCGGUGAUGCUUAUUAUACUCUACCGAUGUCUCCGGCAUCCCACCAUCAAAAUAUCCAUUACAAUUCUAAUACAUUACCAGGCAAAGGUCGCGGAAGAGGUAGAUCGAAUUAUGAUCAAGAUAUGCAUCCACAAAUAGGGGUAGUACCAUACGAUUCCUUAACUCCAAAUACAAUUAAAAGUCCUGUAAAUUCGAGACCAUGCUCACCACCUAUAGGAAGAAGUAGACCUCAAACACCUGUUAAUGAUUAUACGGAUAAUAGAAGAGGAACAAGGAGAUAUGACGAUCCUGGGAGAGGACAUGAUCGAAGAGAUAAUAAUCAUAAGAGGGAUUUCCCCCAUAGAAGGGAUGGCAAAAAUUUCAAUAGAGAUAGAGACAAUUUUAAUCAUAGGGACAAUUACAAUUGUAAUAGAGAUAAUUAUAGUAAUAAGGAGCACUAUAAUCAAAGAUGGGAAGACGAUUAUAGAGACUCGCGUAAUAAAGAUAGGAAUAGAGACUAUAAUAGAGAAAAUCAUGGUAAUAAUAGAAGAGAUAGAAACGGUAGAAAUAAUAGGGAUCAAAAAAGGGGAGCCGGAGGUGGUAAUAGGGACAGAUUAAAAGAUAAUCGUGGAGAAAUUGAUAAGAGGAAUAGGGGUAGAGAUCAUUUUGAACCUCCAGCAGAUAUAGUUACUGAAGAAAAUUGGGAUGAAGAACUUAGCCAAUCUUCCUUGAAACAGAAUCAGGAGAUGUUUAAUAGAGAAGAAAUAGAUUUUCGUCUCAAUAUGGAGUCCGCCAUAAACGCUGUGAUGCCUACGACGUUGGAUUGGAGCGAAGAAGUGGAAUUACACGAUAGAUUGGAAUCCGAAUAUUUGAGCGAUGCUUUAACAAGAAGUUCCUCUAUAGUUAGUUUACAAGAAGUCGGUGCUACCAAAUGUUUAUCUGGCAAUGUUAUUGAACCUUCCAUUUCAUCGAAAAAAUCAAGAAGGCGAAAUAGACAAAGGAGUAGGAAUAGGAGUAGACAACGAGACGACAGUCAUUCAAGAACAAGACACAAUAAUCGUACUAGAAAAAAUUCUACUACGAGUAUUGAUAGCAGAGAUAGUUUUAGAGUAUCACGGGAACCUUGUUCAAGUUCUUCUAGAAGAAAUUCACGAGAUACCAGAGACCCAAGCUACGAUAGUUAUCACAAUAAUUCAAGAAACGUCAGCAGAGAUAACAGUUGGGAUAGGCAUACUCAAAUUACAGAAAAUUGGAGACAAGAAAUCGAAAGAAAAAGAAACGAAAGCGAAAAAGAUAUCAAUAAUGUAGAUACUAGUACUAAAAAGGCAGGUGUCAUAGUACUACCUCAACAAAAUAACGAAGUUAAAAAACCUAUACCAACUUUAGUAACACAAGAUCAUCCAAGGUAUCCCGAUAAUCGGCGAUAUCCAGGACAACAAAAGAGCUUAUACGAUCCCAACAAUCCUAACAAACCUAUAAUAGUAAAAUCUGCAAGUACUAGAGUGAGCGUACCCGGUUUUUCUGAUAACAACGAAUCCGUACCGCCGCCUCAAAUGUAUACCACCGAUCAAUUCGGCAACAUCCGUCCUCCUUGGUACGACGAAACAUCGGAUUCCUUCAAAUCCUGUCAUUAUCCUGAUCUUUUGAGGGACAUUAAAAGAGCUGAUAACGAAUUACAAUACGUUAUCGAAAGAGGUUUGCUUCUGUUACAUUGGGAUCAAGUCGAUCAAUUGAGGUGUUUUUUAAAAGAGGCUUUGGAAUAUUUAAUUUGCAAGUCUAUUAAAUUCUGUCAGACGGAAAAAGUGGAACAACAUUUUUGGAACAUACUGUAUCACAACAUAAUCGAAAUUACCAGGAAGGCUAUAAAGGAUGAUCACGAAAACAAGGAAAAAUAUAAAGGUUUGUUGUUAAACUUGAUAGAUGAAGGUACCAAAUAUUAUGAAAGAUUAAUAUCACUGUUGGAAAAAACGUUUGAUUUCAAAGUGAGCAAUUAUCUAAAAGAAAAUAUGGUUUCUCACAAAGGUUUGGGGUUGGUAGGAAUGGCGUUGAUAUCGUGUCAAAAAUUAUUUUUAUUUUUGGGCGAUUUGGGAAGGUAUCGUGAAGAGGUCAAUGAAACAUGCAAUUACGGAAAAUGCAGACAGUGGUACAUCAAAUCACAUGAAAUUAACCCUAAAAAUGGGAAACCUUAUAACCAACUGGCAAUUUUGGCGGUUUAUGCUAGAAGGAAGUUGGACGCUGUUUAUUACUACAUGAGGAGUUUGAUGUCUUCCAAUCCGGUCCCAUCUGCAUGGGAAAAUUUGAUAUCGUUAUUUGACGAAAACAGAAGAAAAUACGAACAAGGCGAAAAGAAACGCAGAGAAGAAAGAUUGGAAAAACAACGUCUUCAAAUGAAACAAAAAGAAUCCGAAGAUUCGAAUAACAUCCCCGGUUCGUUGAGAAAAGAGACUUGGAUACAUCCCGAAGGAGGUAGACGAGUUUACAGAACUACCAAAGCUAAUAUCGAACAGAAUUAUUCCGACGACGAAGAUCUUUCGGCUUUGAGUAGCGUUGAGGUUAACAAACGAUUCGUUAUAACUUAUUUACAUGUACACGGGAAGCUUAUAACUAAAAUCGGAAUGGAAAGUUUUCAAGAGACGGCUAUGCAGAUGCUGAAAGAAUUCCGCGCCCUUUUACAACACUCACCAGUUCCCAUCCCUUGUAAUAGACUACUCCAAUUACUGGCUCUCAAUAUGUACGCCAUUGAUACCACUCAACUUAAGGAUCCCCAGUUACAAUCUCAACCAGGCUACAGAUCGGAACUUCAAGAACGCGCUUUGAUCGUAUCGCUCCAAAUGUUCAAUCUCAUCUUGGAACGAUGCGUUUCCAUCCUACAAGACUACAUUUCAUCCCAAAAGGAAAUUUGUCCUACUUCUUUCCCUCCAGACGCAAAUGUUCUUUUACCGGCCGUCAAAAUUUGGUGUGAUUGGUUGUUAUGUCAUACCGGUAUUUGGAAUCCACCGCCGUCUACUCAAGAUUUUCGAGUCGGAUCUCCCGGCGAUUGUUGGAGCAGGUUAGCAACGUUGAUGAAUCUGUUAGAGCCGAUGGACCAAAGUCAGGCCGUUAACUUUAUCAAAGAUCCGCAAGAAGGUUACGAACCGGUACGUCUUCCAGAGGAUAGCGUCUUGUGCGGUUUCACUCCUCUGCUAUACACUUCCGACGAUACAAUUUACGCGUCUAAAGACGUCGAUAUCGAGGCCGCUCAUUUCACUCAUCGACUCAACAAACUCCUCUUCUUCGGAACCGUCUAUCUUUGCGGCAUAGAUCCACCGGUAUUGAAAUUGGAGAUCGAGGACGACGUCCGGGAUUACGUUUCGGUUGUUUGUACCAGCAACAGCAGAGAUUCGCCACCGAACACGGAAUUGAGACAAAAUAACGAGGUACUUUUGGAAAGCUUCAGUGACGAUAAUGGAGAUGAAAGACUUGAAGAAAAAAUCACCAGUGGUGUUUCUACAGAAAUUCGGGAUCUUUUAACGAGAAAAGGCGAACUUGAGAAACGAAGAAAGAGCCAGGAACUUCAUCUAGAACGCGUCAAGAAAAUACUUAGUCAGUCAGUGGUUAGUGUUCACGUCGAAGUAAGGCCGAAAUAUUUAGUUCCGGACACCAAUUGUUUCAUCGAUCACCUGACUGGUAUCCGUAAAAUCGCCCAGACUCAUACCUAUACACUUAUGGUUCCUAUUGUAGUUAUUAGCGAAUUAGAAGGCCUUUCGAGAGGUGGCAAAGUCCCGGCACCAGAUUCUCGCAGCACACUGGAUCCACAACACGUCCAAAAAGUAGCUACCUCAGCAAGAGACGCUUUGGAUUUUCUUAAAACAAGACACGCUUCGGUUAAAUGCGUCACUACGAAAGGCGCGAUUAUUCCGUCCACGAAUUUUUCUACCGAAGACGACAGCAUGUGGGACAACAGUUUCAGAAAUGACGAUAAAAUACUAACAACUUGUUUGGGAUUGUGCAAGGAGCAAAAGGAUCAAACAACACAAGACGUUAAAGAAGGCGAACCCCGGCGUCUCGUUCGAGAAGUUGUACUGUUGACAGACGACAGAAAUUUAAGGGUGAAAGCGUACGCGCGAGACGUUCCCGUACGGGAACUUCCGGACUUUAUGCGUUGGGCGGGACUGGGAUGAACCUAAUAGAAAAAAUAAUUAAAAUUACCAAAGCAGCUGCUCUCUCCGUUACACGAAAAGUGCUCCUAUAGUCCGGUAAGUCAUUCUACUUUACGCACGAGUGGAAUACAUUAUUUUUGUACGAUUUGUUAUAUAGGGAUGUCCGUUUCUUUUUUUUUUAUUAUAGGUGAGACGACGUGGUGUGUUAAUGAUCAAAUUUGAAAUUAAUAUAUUCACAUUAAAUGAAUUUCUACAUCACAUUCGUUGUUACAUUAUUAGGUUGUGUUCGCUGCAUUCCCUAUUUUCGAUCGUAUUUACGACUGCUUACAGGGCAAUUCAAAACAAAAUUAUUAAAAAUAACAAAAUUUAGACGUCGUACUUCUGUAUAUUUUUAGGAUAAUUUUUAAAGAAAAUUAAAAGUGGUGCUCUUAUUGUUAACGACUUUUGUUUUGUAUUACCCUGUAUAUGGUGCCAUUUUAUCUCAUGGUAUAAUGUUAAAUUUUCUAUAUUUAUAUAUAGAUAUGUAUAGAAAAAAAAUAUGUAUAUACAUUGAGCCUAGACGAAAUUUUAAAUGUUUUUAUUAUCUCUUACACUAUGUAUUCUUAUUUUUUUUUUCAAUUUUUUCACGUUUGUCGAUACUUUUUUUGUGGUAAUUGGCAAAUAUUUAUUCUGUUUGUGUUCAUAUACAAUUAUAUGAAGAAUAACAGAAGCGAAUAAUUAUUUUUCACGAUUAAAUUAAAACUAAUUAUUGUUGAAAUGACUUUUGCAUAUUUUUCAUUACUACAUCAGUGACUAAAAACUGGAAAUAAAUUGAUAAAGUGAAAAAUUAUAGGACGCUUUCCAAUAUUAUAUCACUUUCGUUUCAAUAAAAAUUAGUAGUGUGAAAAAUUUUUAGACAUUUCUAACUGCUACGUAACUUCCUUUCCUUAAAAAAUAAUAAAGUGAAAAAUUAUUGAACCAUUCUCAAUGUUCGUCACUAAAAAUUUUUUUUUCAUCAAUUGAUAAGGUCAAACAUUAUUGAAUAUUUUUAAUUAGUUUUCUAAAUACCACGUCAUUAGUUUCACUUUCUUUUCGGUGAACAUUAAUGAAGCGAAAAAAUAUUGGACCCUAUGUAACGUUACGUCCCUGGCUAAAAACUAAAACUAAAUUAAUGAAGUGAUAAUUUCAAUAUUAUAUUACGUAAAAUUUUUCGUUUUAUUAAAAAAAAUAGUAAAGUAAAAAAUUAUUGCAAAUAAGUAAAGUGAGACUUUUUCGCAUUUUACUAAAUACGUUUCUAAAUACUUUGUCACAAGUAAGCAGUAAAGUGAAAAUAUUUGGACGUUUCUAAAUAGUUUUUUGAUAGUUAAUCACUGUUUUCACUUUCAUUUCAGUGAAAAUUAAAAGAGCGAAAAAAUGAUGGACCCUUUUCAAUAUUACUGCUAAAAACUUUCGUUUUAGUAUCAAUUAAUAAGGUGAAAAAUUAUUGGAUGUAUGAAAUGUAUUAAUGAAGUGAAAAAUUAUUUAUCCUUUAUUAAUAUUGGCUAUAAACUUUCGCUCCAAUAAAAAAUAAUGAAGUGAAAAAUUAUUUUCCAAAUACUUUUUUUAAUACCUCAUCACUAACUUCAUUUUCGUUUCAAUAAAAAUUAGUUAAGUGAAAAAGUGAUAGGCCAUGUUAUGGCUAAAAACUUUUGGAUUCUAAAAUUUAAUUAAUAAAGUGAAAAAUCGUUGAACUCUUAUUAAUAUUGGCCAAAAACUUUCGUUUUAGUGAUACUUAAUAAAGUGAAAAUUUACUGCACUUUUCCAAAUUUUAAAUACUGCAUCAAUAGCUUUCAUUUCUUUUCAGUGAAAAUUGUUUAAGUGAAAAUUUUUUGGAUAUUUCUAAAAACUUCGUCACUAGCUUCACUUGCGUUCUAAUAAAAAAAUGUGAAGUGAAAAGUUAAUGCACUUUUCCAAAUACGUUCCUAAAUACUUCGUCACUAGCUUCACUUUUGUUCCAAUAAAAAUUUGUGAAGUGAAAAAUGAAUACGUUUCACUUUUUUUUUUAGUGAAAAUUGGUAGAGUGAAAAAUUUUUUCAGUAAAAAUUAUUAAAGUGAAAAAAUAUUGAAUCUGUUCUUAAUUUUAUCUCAUUGGCUAAAAACUUUUCAGUAUCAAUUUAUUAGGUGAAACAUUAUUAGAUAUUAAAAUUGAAUUAAUAAAGUGAAAAAUUAUUAAACUCUUAUUAAUAACUUUCAUUUCAAUAAAAAUUAGUGAUGUGAAAUAUUACUGCACUUUUCUAAAUACUUCGUCACUAGCUUCAAUUUAUUUUCAGUAAAACUACAAUUGCAAUUUAGUAGUUUCAAUUCUCGUUUCAAAUGAAUUUUGUAAGGGAUGCAGUUUUAGUUCAUCGUAUCCAAGUUUUCCCACCCUUAUUUUGAUUUUUCUAGGGUUUUUGACCCGGUUCUAAAUGGAAGGAAUACUUUUUGUAAAACAUAUUCAGCGCCAUUCGAAUUCGAUACGUUCACAUAUUUUACAAAAUAUUCUUACAAUCACUUUCGAGGAAGUUGCAUAUCUUACUGGUAUUUUGGACUCGACCCACCCCAUUAGCAUAAUUUCACUUAUUUACGUGCAUAUUAAGGUAAAAAUUAACUUGAAUUAAAGUCAAACCUAUAAUCGGAAUUCCAGAGUUCCAAUUAUCGCAUAAAAUAAAUUUAGUAAGGUUGCAGUUUUAGAUCUUUUUCGCCCUUCUUCAUGAUCUUGACCGUGCGAAUUUUGGUUUUUCUAGAGUUUUUUUAACCCGUUUUCCAAUGGAAGAAAAUGUUUCUUACCCCUAUGCUAUUAUCUCUGUAAUUUAUUAUACCGUGCGCCUCGGUUAGUUCGUUCGAACUGCUUAGUCGAAAUAUUGAAGUUUUUCGAUCUCAUAUGUAUUCAAUUAAUUGAAAAAUGUAGUUUCUCAACUGUUUUCUUCACACAAAUCUAUUUUUAACGACGCAAGGUAAUUUCAACUUUGAAUAUCUAAAUAUCACAUUUUUUUUAUGAAAAUCUAUAAGCGGUUUUAAUUAUUAGUUGCUCCACUAAACGGUUUAUCUGUGUAUUAAUUAAUUUUUUAUUCAAAAAAAACUCUUCCUGUUUAUGUAAAAAUUUCAAUUAUUAUUCCUAAAAAAAAAAAACCGAAACGAAUUUCGUCUAACGGUAAAAUCGCAUAACUUAUUAUUAUUAAUAACGGAAAUAACAUUAAAAAUAUGGAAAAAUAUUUACGAUUUUGUCCCAUAGUUUUUUCUUUCACGUAAACUAUUAUAUUAUAAAUCAAGCGUUAAUUUGAAAUUUUUGCAGUUAACCGGAAGUUCGGUAUUAUGUUGUUAAUUGAUUGCAAAAUAUACAGGAUGUUCUCUUAAAUCACGCGAAUUAAAUUUGUAGCGAAUCUCUAAAUUUCCCUAACUGUUUUAAGAAAUAUUUUCUGUUCUAAUGUCUCAAAACAUUGAAAAUACAAAAGUUUUUUAUCGAGAAAAGUUUAAUUCGAAGCAAUUAUACUCCCCCCAGCUUUUUAGUUAAUUCCAAAAUAUACAGGGUGUUUUAACGUAAUAUGAAUUUAUGGUAAAGUUGCGUAAUCUUAGAAGCAUUUUCAGAAAUUUUUUUUAGUCUGUAUAUUAAAAUAUGAAAAUAUGUCAUUUUUUUAUCGAGCACAUCUCGAUUUAAAGCUUGCCACCAGAUUUUCAAUUGAUUCCAAAAUCUACAGGAUGUUCUCUUAAAUCCCGUGUAAUAAAUUUGUAGCGAAGCUCUACAAUCCGCUAAUUGUUUUAAGGAAAUUUUUCUGUUCUAAUGUCUCAAAACAUUGAAAAUACAAAAGUUUUUUAUCGAGAAAAGUUUAAUUCGAAGCAAUUAUACUCCCCGCCAGUUUUUGAGUUAAUUCCAAAAUAUACAGGGUGUUAUAACGUAAUAUGAAUUUAUGGUAAAGUUGUUUAAUCUUUGAAGCGUUCUAAGAAGUUUAUUUUUAGUUUCUGUAGAUCAAAAUAUGAAAAUAUAAGAUGUAUUUCAUCGAGGUUAGUUUAUUCAAAGCAAUUAUUCCUGCCAUCACCUUUUCAAUUGAUUCCGAAAUAUACAGGAUGUUCUUUUAAAUAACGUGAAAUAAAUUCACAGCAAAGUUUUCCAAUCCUGUAACUGUUUUUUUUUGUCUAAUGCCCUUGUAUCAAAAUAUUCAAAAUACAAAAAUAUCAUCGAGAUCCGCUUGAAUUAAAGCAAUUAAACUUGCCAGUAGCUUUUCAAUUGAUUCCGAAUUAUAUAUAGGAUGUUCUAACGUGAAUUAAAUUCACAGCAAAGUUUUCGAAUCCCUCCAUCAUUUUAAGAAGUAUUUUAUCAUCUAAUGUCUGUUUAUUAAAAUAUGAAAAAGGGUUUUUUCAUCGAGAUCUUCUUCUUUUUCUGCUAUCCAUUAAUGAGUGUUUGCGAUCAUUUCUGACAACUUUAUCUUGUCUCUGGUGGUAUGAAUUAAUUUUCUUGUGGUUCUUAUCCCCGUCCAAUUUUUGAUAUUACCUAGCCACUACAUCUUCUUUUUGCCUAAUCCACGUCUACAUCCAAUCAAGAGUUGAAGCAAAUGGUAGUUACCUCUCGCUCCAUAUCACAUAACAAUUCACGUUCUUUUCAUAUUCUCCUCAGAAUUUCUUCGUUGGUUCUUCUUCAUCCACAUCUCAAAUGUCUCCAAUCUGUUAACUUUCAGUGUCCACCCUUCCAUAACGUAUGGACCAUACCUAAUAUUUUGGGAAUCAUAUUACGAGGUUGAGGUCAUGGUUAGAGUUCGUAAACAAGUUUUUGAAUCCCAUGAAUGAGCUUCUUGUUUUUUCUAUCCUGCACUUGAUCUCUACUUCUGAUGAUCAGUCUUCACAUAACCAAGUUCCCAGAUAGUUAAAUUUUGUUAACGGUUCAAAAUUUUUUAAUUAUCUAACCGUUUCAAGAAGUCUUUUUCCUAUUUAAUGUCUACAUAUCAAAAUAUGGAAGUAUUUGCAUUUUAUUGAGAUUAGCUUGAUUUAAAGCCUUGAUUACCACCAGCUUUUCAGUUGAUUCCAAAAUAUACAGGAUGCUCUUCUAAUUAUCGUAAUUUGAAUUUGUAAAAAAGUUGUAUGAUUCUUUGACCGUUUUUAGAAGUUUUUUUUUAAUGUAAGGUCUCUGCAUUAUUAGAAGCAGCUAAAAUCCAGUUACAGAUUAUAGUAGUGGAGUUAAUGUUGAAAUAAUCAUUCGAAAGUGAAGCAUAUUAUGAUAGUUUCCGAGGGGUAGAAAUCUGAUUGAUUAAUAAUGAAGUUGACACUUUAUUCGUGAAUGAAGAUGUGAGUCAUAACCUGUAGGUACUGUCAUCUAGUAGUAUUUAAAGCUACAUGAACAUAAAAAUAUAUAAAAAUUUGUCGAAACAAUGAAAAACUAUAUAUUAUAAUUUCGAGUGGAUUUUUGUAUGCUAAUUGUUUUAAUUUGUAAAUUAUGAUAAAUAAAGGUCCGGAGUAUGAAUAUUUGUCUUUUUCUGGCAAUUGCUGAGCAUGCAAUUCCCAUAGGCUUGAUUUCGUACUAAAAACGAUGCCAAAUUUUUUUCCAUCUUUUUCUAUAAAAAAUUACUCGAUAAAAACUAUUUUGUUUAAAUGGAUGCAAAACAACCAAAUGUGAAAUUAUUAUAAAUUCGAUUCAAAAAAUAAAUCAAAUUAUGAUGUAACAAAAAUCAGAGAAUAUUUGUGACUAUGGUUCGUUGCGGAUAUAUACGAGGUGCGAUUAAAAAAUCUUCCUCAGAUUCUCAAUCUAGGUGAACAAAACCGAGGAAAAGUUUCAUUAAAAGUAUUCUGAACUUGCUCUUUCCUAUAAAAUUAUUUGUAGAUGGUUUUUCGAUUUUUAUAAGUCAUAAAAACAUUUAUGAUGAUGGGUAUUGAUUUUUAAUUGAAUUCAAAAUAUACAGUUCUUUAAAAUAAAGUGAAAUUAAUUUAUAGCAAAGUUAUUUAAUGCUGUAAGCAUCUUAAGAAUUGUUUUUCUAAUGUGAUGUUCGUAUAACAAAAUAUGAAAAUACGGAAUUUUUUUCAUUGAGAUCAGCUGAAUAUGUAUAUUAAUAAUUUUUGAAUUAUACAUAUCACACGAAACGAGGUUUAUUUCUUUAAGUUUUCUCGUUACCACUGCAUAAAUAAUUUUUUAAAAAAUAUUUUUCAAUCUAGCAUAAUUUUAAUCUAAUUUUUUUUUAAUUGGAAGCAAUUGCUUUAUUUUUUUCUAGUCUCUACACUUGAAUUGUUUGGCUAUUAAAAAACAGGGGAAAAUUUAUUUUUUUCUAUUCCUAUGUAUUACAAUUUCCUACUGGAUAAUAAUUUACUUGUUCUAUUAUAUACUAUAUAAUUUUAUCAAACAUUAUGUUUUAAUAUAGCUAUUCCAUAUUUUUUUAUUACCAAUAAACCACAAAAAAAGUUUAUAUCGUUUUUAAAAUCUCGUUUAGACAAAUUUAGAAUUUUUUUUUAUUCGGUAUAAAUCAUUUAGAGUAGCUCUAUCAUGUACUUAUAUAUACAUAUUAUAUAUCUUAUAUUUUUAAUAACGUUUGUUGUGCCAUCUUUAAUUAUAUAUUUUUUCUCGGCAACAAUUUCGCUGUGUACAGUUUUUAAACUAUUCGACUACUAGAUUAUUUAAGAUUUAUAUCAAUUGUUGCAAUUGUUUGCUCAGGAAAUUUAGAAUAAAAUAAAGGCAAUUUUAAUAAUAA
Diorhabda sublineata is the source of this 11965-nucleotide messenger RNA. RefSeq names its product telomerase-binding protein EST1A (gene Smg6). Gene Ontology annotation, biological process: nuclear-transcribed mRNA catabolic process, nonsense-mediated decay. Bases 405 to 5324 code for a protein of 1639 amino acids. Gene Ontology annotation, molecular function: protein binding; telomeric repeat DNA binding; telomerase RNA binding. The record is from RefSeq and is a predicted model, not a curated record. The transcript has 26 exons. NCBI's taxonomy places the organism in Eukaryota, Metazoa, Arthropoda, Insecta, Coleoptera, Chrysomelidae. Gene Ontology annotation, cellular component: telomerase holoenzyme complex.